AUGGAAAUACCAAUUGAUAUUCGUAAAUUAGUAGUUCAACUAAGAGAAGAUGGUAAUUCUCUUAGAAAUAUUGCACAAAUAAUAAAGAAAUCACAUUCAACUGUACAAUAUAUUAUAAACCGGUACAACGAAACUGGUUCAUUUGAAGAUCGAAAACGUACUGGUCGUCCCCAAAAAUUAAAAUCGCAUCAAAAGAGAGCCAUUCUAAGACAAGUUGUGAUGGAAUCCAAAACCAGUGCACAAAAACUGGCUGGUAUGAUUGAUACUGACUAUAAUAUAAAAAUUGUGCCACAGACCAUUCGUAAUGUUAUUAGAAAUGUGGGAUAUAAAGGUUGCGUAGCUAGAAAAAAGACCUUUUAUCAGUAA
Molecule: messenger RNA, 366 nt
Organism: Macrosiphum euphorbiae (potato aphid)
Lineage: Eukaryota; Metazoa; Arthropoda; Insecta; Hemiptera; Aphididae
Source: the annotation of a GenBank genome assembly